AGCAAAAAUUCGUGCCCCACAUGCUCUGGUGAUGACUUUCCUGUUCAAGAGUGGAAGUUUAAGAGAGAAAUUGAAAUCGAUUGCUCAGGCUACGUACACUCAUUCCCGGAACUUGGCGUAUUUUGUGUCCACCUACAAGGGGCUGAUGGCGUUGCAGUCCCGACUACAGGGGAAAAAAAUUCCAUUUCAUUCUUUCUUUGCAGCCUGCAUUGGAGGUUGGCUAGUGUUCGGUGAGAACAAUCCCAUCAACAGCCAGAUCAUUAUGUACCUGCUGUCUCGUAUCCUGUUUGGCUUGUCUCGGCUGGCAGUGGAAAAGGGCUAUGUCCCACAGCCAAAGCAGGAUCCCUUUCCACUUGUCGCUGCUCUGAUAUGGGGGACAGUUCUCUGGCUCUUUGAAUACCACCGGCAAACUCUGCAGCCUUCUCUGCAGUCCUCCAUGACCUACCUGUAUGAUGAUAGUAAUGUAUGGCAUGACAUUUCUGACUUUCUGGUUUAUAACAAAAGGACAGACAGCAAGUAGGUGGUUCAUUGUAAAACACCUUUAAAUGGGACGGUGCCUUCCAGCAGCUAAGGGAAAAGGUUAUUCUGUUGCUCUUGACUGGUGAUUUUUUUUAAAUUAACAUCUAUCAAGCACAGUUGCUUCUUGUGUCCUGGCCAAAAUGUUCUGAUUAGUCUUCUCUUGGCUCUGUUUAGAGCGAGUAAAUACCACACAGAAACUUGUUGCAGUCCUCAAUGAGAGUAAAAUGCCUUGGGAAUCUUGAGUUAAAACCAGUCUUUUUUAGAAGAGGCCUUAUUUUCCCUACAAGUAUGUGGUUUUAUUUUUUAAAGAAGCUAAAUAUACUUACAAAAUGACAGCCUGACAGUAAGUGGGGAGUAUGUCUAGUCAUGAAAAAAAUGUUCUAGGGAUUGUCUGAAUGCUCACAAGACAGAAGCGUUUUUCUGUGCUGCCGUGCUCACCGUAGUGUGAUGGGAGUGGGGGACCUGCUCAGGUCUGAAAGCAGGGACGUAAUUGCUUGAUUUCUGUGGACGACUGGAAAUCUUGUUUAAACUAUUACAAGGACAGUUGUGUGCUCCUUAAGAGAGUUUCUCUGCAGUUUUCCCUCAGGAGGACAAUAAGGUGUUUGAGAAUAAAACUGUUAAAGAUUGUCUGGUACAAGCCUCGUACAUCAGGCUCAGAAGGACUAUUUUUGCUCGGUUUCUUUCAUGCACUUGGGCUGAAUCUGUCCCUCUGCGGAGUGCCCUAAUUAAUACACUGUAAUUAUUUUAAACUCAAUUUGUAAAGUUUUUAAAAGCUGCUUGAACUAAAUACCAAAAACAGUUACGCAACUUAGACUGCUUUGAAAACAGGCUGAGGCGCAUCGCACGCCCUCAGCUAUCACACUGGGUACUUUACACGUAGAAGCAAACAACACUUUUAACAAGCACUUUUAUUUUGGUGGAGGAUAAGCGCAUGGGUUUCUCUUAGGUCCAGAAUCUACCCUCCUCAGCAGUGGCAUGUGUUAGCUGUAAUCAAACUUGAAUGUACCUGUAGUUUGUGCAGGCUUGUUGCUGAGCCAGGUUGAGGCCACGGAUGAAUGUACAAGUGAAUCUUCCUCUUAAAAAUACACAGCUGAGCCCCAGGAAUAGUGCAGCACCCACCGGGCUUUAGCAGAAGAUUGACUAGAUAGCUGAGAAAAAGCAGGUUUUGUUCUAAAAUUAAUAAAAUCGAACUGUUAAUACUACAAAGCACUUACACUGCCGUAUAACACUAUACCAUUCACUUAAUGAUGUUCGUGAAAAUAAUUCCCGACGCACUGGUUUUAUGUGGUGAUAUCGCAAGAGAGUCAUUAAGUUCCCUUUUGUCUCAAUCAGGACUAUUUUAUUUGCCCCUUUUAUACCUCUCGUUUGAAAAAGAUUAGUUCUCCCUGUACCCAUCCGCUUUUCCAUCCUGACCUGACCUUGCCAUUUCAUAGUCCCGCUGAUGCUGUUCUUCAUCGUCUUUUGCAGUCUCUUUACACUCCAGGCUCUAGCAGUUUGUCGUAUUUAAUGGUAUGACCGAAACAGUACAUUUAAGUUCAGGUAGCUUCUGAGUAGAAAAAAAUUCUCGAUUUCUUCUUAAGUCAUUUUUCCUUGUCCUCCUAAGCUCUUCUGUUACUAUUAUGCAUCUUCUGAGUGCUGCUUUGCGCUUGGUUUUUCCACUCUGUCAGCAAGACGGAGAGUUAAAUGUUCCCCUCCCCAUAGUCUGGUGCUGUGAUGUUUGGGAUUGAAUCAUGUCCUGAGUGUCUCAGGUCGAGUAGGACUAGAGUCUUCUGGCUCGAACUGAAUCUAAUGCUGAAUCUAACUACAUUCACUGUGAGAUCUUACAGUGUAGAGGCAGAAGCUUCUUUGUGCUCAUCCCAUGCAAACCCAUGACGUACUCACCUUUGGUGCCCAAAAGACAAGAUACUGCUUUGCCGUAAUAACUGUCCGACGUACCUUCAGCUUUUAACAUCACCUCCUAGUAUGGUCUGUACUGGAUACUUGAAUUUGAACACCAAUAAGUAUUCAAUCAGAUAGACCCCAGGAAAGCUAUAGAAGUUAGGAAUUGGUUUUGUUUCUUUGUAGUUAAAUAUUUUGUUUGUUGUAGAUAAGCUUAAAGAUUCAAGUACAGAAAAAAUACUGAAGCUACAGGUGAGGUCUGAUUUCUUCAUAAACAUCGUGUCUUUAUUUGCACCACUGCUGGAUAUUUGAAGCAGCACGAGUGCAGCUCUCUAUUUUGAUGUCAGAAGCCUCAAUAUUGUUCCAAAUAAGAAUGUUAAUUUUCUGCUAAUAUUGCUGAAUUCCUACAAGCUUUGAUGGGAUUUCAGAAAGCCCUUCCAGAAUCUGGCAGCCAUGGCUUGAAAAUUUCUCCCUAGAACUAUUAGACUUGCAAAUCCUUGACGGUGUAUAAUUAUUGUAGCAAAAGGUGGUGCAGGCUGGUUAUGUGAGCCGUGUGUCUGUAAGAAGUUUUUAAGCUUUUUAAUUUAUAGCUGGCAUUCCUUUCUCUGAGAAAGGCUUGUGUUUCCCUUAGAGGCGAAAUCAUUUUCUUCCACUAGUAGUUCUGCCACUGCAACCAUAUGGCUGCUUGUGAAGCACCUCUCUGGCCAUGUGAAGGACAAGUGACCUGUCCUGUCCUUUUCACGCUACCGUAGUAUCUCUGUCCUCUCUGGAUGGCAAAAACAAGCCAAUAGCAAGUUUCUAGUAUCAACCUGGCAGCAGCGGCCAUCAGUCGUCCUUGGUUCAAAACGCCCUUUUUCUCUUGGGAAUCUAUCACCAACCUCACUUGCAAAGCAAAUUGUGCCCGAGCCUCAAACCAUCUGUACUUCUGAUCCAGGAACCAGCUGCCGUCUCUGGAAGACAAACUGCAGCUCAUCCCAGGAGCGGGUCCCGUAGAGCAGCAGCCAUUAGCCGGGCGUUUGCGGACGGUUGGUUUUCCUGCUGCGCUGGGGCAGGACGUUAAGCUGCAAGUCACUUCUUUCCCCAGGGAAGUAAUUGGAGCAGUUCUUUAACGGCAUUAGUCCGCAUUGCUGUUUCUGUGACCAGAUAGCUGGGGAUGAACCCCUUAUGCUACCGAGGUGUUGGAACAAUGCGGGCGUGUAGUAAGGAAGUGAACUAGAAGUAAUUUGUCUGAGUCAGACUUUUCGGAUACAUAAGUUACACUCCCUGCCCUCCCCCAGUGCAUUGUGUGGGGAAUUGAGUCCCUGUUUGUGUUCCUUUUUUAUUAGCAUUAAGACCAAAAGAAAUAAAGAGACAGUUGGGAAGCCACCUGCGAGUCGGCCAAAUGCUUAAGAAUCACAAAGAAGUCCCAUUUUCUCCGCCCAGCCCUGAUCGGUUUUGAAUUUUAAGAUGAACAUGGUUUUGUUUGUCUACAUCAGCUUUAUUUUACCGUGUCAUUUCUUCCUCGGCACCUGACUGUGAGAUGCUGAGUGCCUCUAAAGAGAAGCAGAAUGUCUCAAUGCUUAACUCGGUUUGUCAAAUAUUAGGAUUUCUGAAUAAAAUUGAAGCGUUCAUUUUAAAAUGAUGCUUCUCCUUCAGACUUUAAGCCUCUUUUAGUGGCAGUUUUAAAGGUUAACGAAUCAAACUGAUCAAAAGUUUUCAGCAAGCCUUGAAUAGCAGACUGACUGUACUGAGCUAUUAAUCAUUUAUUUUAUGAAGGAACAAAGCAAGCUCAGGGUUAUUUACUGCCGCUGCAUGCUGCCCUAGCAUACCCACCGUGCUUCGCUCCUCUUUGGAGGACAGCUUGUAUGCUAGUGCUGGCCGUCAGGAUUGCUGAAGAACCGUUUCCGGGACAAUUACAUUAUUUAACAAAGGUGAAAAUUAAAUGGGUGCAUGACAUUUGGUUUAGGUGAGGUUUUCUGUACUGUGUUUGAUCCUUUCAGUUAAGGGGAGGGUAUUUCUGAAAGAAAAACUUGUGCUUUUCCAGUUGGUGCCACAGAGAAGUGCUUACAGAGGCUGUGGCUGCUGUAAGGUGUGAACCUGUGUUCGCAGCGUGAUGGCGUGCUUUGUCCCGGUCACUGUCCGUGUGUCUGGGCGAUAACCACCCCUGCUCCAGACAGCUGGGUCAGGAGGGAGAGGCUGCAGACGAGCUUUGAUAUUGGUACUGCGAGACUUUCUUGCUCUAGUAGAGUAGUUCAAGCUCUGCUUUAAACCGAGCUGGGUGGGGGGGUAGAACUGCAGGAACGAUCUCUGGCUGCUGAAGUAGACCAAAACCGGGUGUCCAUGGGGACCCCCUGUGACGGCAGAGGGUCUCCUGUGCACGCUAAGCUCUGCAGCCAGUUGGGAGCAGUCAUGGAUGGCUGGUGCUGGUGGAGUAACCAGAACCCUGUGCAGAUACCCUCACACAGGAGAGACUGCUGUGACUCGAACUCAUUUCCGCUGCAUCAGCACAAACACGACCUUUGGAUAAUACCCCGAGCCGCAUGCUGUUUCCUCUUUGUCAGGUUGUGUCUGUCUCCCUGGAUCAUGCCAACCUGAGCAGAACGCGUUCCGUUUUCUGACGCUGGUUCUGAAACCCAGCAGAUAAGGGAGGAGAGAAAAUAAGGCAUAACACUAUCCAGCGUAAAGUCUGUCUGCCACUGUUAAUAUUUUAGGGGUGCUAAUCUUGAAUUUUCAACCUGUGUGUUCAUACCAGAUUGUUGGAGGAGGUAACUUUUUUCUCUUUACUUAGAAGAAUUUUCAUCUGUCUCAUUUCCUUAUGAGACGGGUGAUGAGGAGGGGGAAAAACAAAUUAAAUGCUCUAUAAUACAAGUAUUAUUACCUCUGCUUUUGGUAUAUAUUCUGUGUUCAUAAUUGCUGUGUAAUCCAGGCCCUGAUUUUCUGACAGUGUAGAAUAAAGUUAAGAACAUAAACUCAGGUAACUUGUAAUCACGCUGAUCGGAAUGCUUGUAGGAAUAUCUCAGGUUUUGGUUUUAAAACAUGCAAGAGAGGGGGUGGUGGGUUGUUGAAGUAGCUUUGUCCACUAUGAAUUGACUUCUUGUGCAGUCGGUGUAGUACAUCAGUCCAAGACUUUCUGCCAAAAGUAUUUGCAGAUUAUUUCUGUAUAAUCUCUCUUUGAAUAUUAUAAUACUGUGCUUUCUAUAAUAAUAAUAAACACCUAAAUUUUUGCCU
Aptenodytes forsteri (emperor penguin) is the source of this 5604-nucleotide messenger RNA. RefSeq names its product peroxisomal membrane protein 4 (gene PXMP4). NCBI's taxonomy places the organism in Eukaryota, Metazoa, Chordata, Aves, Sphenisciformes, Spheniscidae. The record is from RefSeq and is a predicted model, not a curated record. Bases 32 to 520 code for a protein of 162 amino acids. Gene Ontology annotation, cellular component: peroxisomal membrane. The transcript has 4 exons.